Schistocerca nitens (vagrant locust) is the source of this 2005-nucleotide messenger RNA. Its product is annotated as protein nessun dorma-like. The transcript has 11 exons. The record is from RefSeq and is a predicted model, not a curated record. Gene Ontology annotation, biological process: male meiosis cytokinesis; spermatogenesis. Lineage: Eukaryota; Metazoa; Arthropoda; Insecta; Orthoptera; Acrididae. Bases 119 to 1849 code for a protein of 576 amino acids.
UUAAGUUUGAUGUUGUGACGUUAUGUAUACACGCCAAGAGAUGUUAAUAAGAACACAUUUAUUUGCGUGAUUUUUUCCAAUAGUCUACCGUCAAAAACGGAGAGAAUAACGAACGACGAUGGCCUCAGAUGUGUACACUUUUGAAAAAACUUUAAAUGAGCGUCUUAUUGAAUACCAAACAAUUUUAUGCAUUGAUAAAGAAAGUUUGCCCGGACCUAGAAUUCGUUCAGUUUGGGGUAGUUACUUGCAGCUAUUGAUUGAAGGAAACGGAUGGAGUGCUAUUUGGAAGAUAUGCCGCAAAACUUGCGAGAAGUACAGUAUUGGUUUUCCUACUGUAGUUUUCGUCGUGUUUCAGGAUCCAUUUGCUGGGGCAACUGAGCAGUUCGUAGACCUCUUUGAGGAAGGAUGGACAUUACUGUUCCAUUGGCCAUUGGUAUUGGGAGUUGACUGCACAGAACUUUCAGCUGUAAUUGAGGUGAAUGCUGUUCAAGACGAUAUCCAUUUGCCACUCUAUCACAGAGUUCCAUUGAUUCACCUGUACCCAACAAAACAACAAAGAAAGAACUGUCUUAAAAUAGAAGAAACAGCUGAAUGUUUGGACCAGUUGAGUCAAUCAUUACAUCAGUUGAACUGCCCUGCUGUGGUCUGCAAGUCAGCGUAUUACGCUCCGCUGUUCUUCUACAAUCAUCUGUGGCGCCCAUGGGAUGAUAUGAAUGAAUAUUGCAAGUCUGAUUGGCCAGCAACUCAUCUUCAACAACGCAUAGAUCUACUUGAAGUAAUGCAGUCCGAUGCCAUAUGCCGUGAGAAAUGGGAAUACUUACGGUCCCUCUUGCAAGAAGCGAAAGACAUAAAACAAAAUAUGGAAUCUCUUGACUCUGAACUCACAGAAGAUGGAGAAGUUCCUGUAGAAGUUACCUACUCACUUACAAAAUACUAUCUGCGAUUGAAGCAAAUCAAGAAAGAGGUUGAAAGUUUUGAAAAUCCUGUAACGAGGAAACUGUUGACUCAAAAGCAGAAAACAGCCAUAGUGAAUGAAGGAGCAAGUAUCGGCGACAAAAGUACAUGGAUUGUAUUCCAGGGCCAAUCUGUUCAGGACAUUAAUGAACUGAUAGUAAAAAUCCUAAAUUAUUUCCCAUCCACUACAUAUGUCAAUUCUUGUUCAACAGUGCAGCGUGCAUUGGAGAGUUUAUCCAAAAAUAAAGUAAUUGUACUUUGCCCAGGACUUCAUAAAAUGAGCAACUUGGAUAUUCAGUGUUGCUGCGUCUUGAGAGGUUUUGCUGGUCAUCCUCUUAGCAGCACUUUAGUUGCUGAAGGAUCCUGCAUCUUAGACUACCCAGGGAGCAAUUUUGCAUUGGAGGACCUAAUCAUAAGCUGUGAAAACAACACAGCAUCUGUCAUUAUUAGAAGUGGAUUUCUAAAAAUUCGUAACUGUCAUUUCUUUGGGACAAAGUGGUCAUUUAACUCUCCCGCCAUCAUAGUCUUACAAGGAGCUCAUGUUGAAAUUGACAGCUCUGUUUUUUCAAAUCUUGGAACUGCUUUAAUUAUAUGUCCAGGUGCAGUUGUGCAUAUUGCAUCUAGUGAAAUUUCUUCUUGUUCUGUUGGGAUACAGAUAUCAGAUGAUGCAAUCUUAGUAACAGAUGGUUUGAAAAUCAUUAAAUCCACAGAGUGUGCCAUGAAGAUAGAAUGCAUUAAGGAAGAAAACCGUGAAAAAAGUAGUGGGACAACUGACAUUGUUUCUAGUUUCUGUGGGAUUAAAAGCAACAACUUAGCUAUUGAAAGCACAGUUGGUGAUGAGGUCAUAGUAAUUCACAGUGGAGAUUUAGCUCCAUACGAAGAAUUUUGUGUGUAAAUUUAUACAUUGAGGUGUGCUGUGCUAUCCUUCCUGCAUAUAUGCAAUCUGCUUUACUGGAAUAUAAUUCCACUUAGUGCCAUAAAGUUUCAUACACUUUAAUUUUUCAUAAAUACUUUAAUAUAUUUAAUAAACAGCGCUUUAUUUUUUUUCACU